Hirsutella rhossiliensis is the source of this 1836-nucleotide messenger RNA. Its product is annotated as DEAD/DEAH box helicase domain-containing protein. Bases 1 to 1836 code for a protein of 611 amino acids. Lineage: Eukaryota; Fungi; Ascomycota; Sordariomycetes; Hypocreales; Ophiocordycipitaceae. The record is from RefSeq and is a predicted model, not a curated record. Gene Ontology annotation, cellular component: nucleolus. The transcript is spliced from 5 exons. Gene Ontology annotation, molecular function: RNA helicase activity; nucleic acid binding; ATP binding.
AUGAAGCGCAAACUCAACCAGGACGGCGUGCCAUCCACAGAGCCGGCGGCGCAAAGUCCUAGCCGCCCCGAGAGGAAGGAAGAAGAGACGACAUUUGCCGGCCUAGACCUCGACCCGAGGCUGUUGCAGGCCCUUGCAGAGCAGAGUUUCAUAAAACCAACGCUCGUUCAACGAAAGGCCAUCCCCUUGGCACUCAACGGGCAAGACGUGCUGUGCAAGGCAAAGACUGGGUCCGGGAAGACGGCGGCCUAUGUUCUUCCCAUCCUGGCGGGCAUUCUGAAGCGCAAGAGUACCGACACCGAUGCUGCCACCUCUGUCCUCAUCCUUGUUCCCACCCGCGAGCUGGCCGACCAGGUAUCCAAGGCCAUCGAACGCUUCUCCUCCUUCUGCGCCAAGGACGUACAAGUGGUCAAGUUGACGGACAAGCUGUCGGAUGCAGUGCAGCGAUCUUUGCUAUCGACGUCUCCCGACAUUGUCAUAUCGACCCCGGCGCGGGCUUGGCACAAUGUCAAGUCCAAUGACUCGGCCCUUGACUUGAGCAAGCUCUCCCAUCUCGUCUUGGAUGAGGCCGACCUUCUACUGUCAUACGGCUACGACGAGGACCUGGAGAACCUGUCGUGGUCGAUCCCGAAAGGCAUACAGACAAUCAUGAUGAGCGCGACCCUGACGGCCGAGAUCGACUCGCUGAAGAAGAUAUUUUACAGAAGUAACGUGCCAACGUUGCUUGAUCUCGAGGAACCAGAUGCCGAGGGCGAGGGAGUGACGCAGUUGGUGACAAAAUGCGGCGAGGACGAGAAAUUCCUUCUCGCGUACGUCAUAUUCAAACUCCAGCUGGUCAAGGGCAAGUGCAUCAUCUUUGUCGGCGACGUGGACCGGUGCUACCGGCUCAAGCUCUUUUUCGAGCAAUUCGGCAUCCGCAGCUGCAUCCUCAACUCGGAGCUGCCCGUCAACUCGAGACUCCACGUUGUCGAAGAGUUCAACCGCAACGUGUACGACAUCAUCAUUGCUUCUGACGAGAAGGAGGUGCUCGGCAACGAAGAACGGGCGAACGAGGAAAAGGAAGAGGAUGGCGCGCAAGACGCGCAGGGAGACGAUGGCACCGGCAAAGAAAUCACUCGGGCGGCUAAGAAGCGCAAGACGUCCAAACAUGACAGAGAAUACGGCGUAUCACGAGGCAUCGACUUCAAGAAUGUGGCGGCAGUCCUCAAUUUCGACCUGCCCACCUCUGCUUCUUCCUACACGCACAGGAUCGGGCGAACGGCACGCGCAGGAAAGGCUGGUAUGGCACUGUCGUUUGUGGUACCAAAGGAGCUAUAUCGCAAGCACAUGCCCACGACGACGCCGACGGCCGAGAAUGACGAGAAGGUGCUGGCGAGAAUUACGAGGCAACAGACCAAGUCCGGCAAGGAGAUUUCGCCCUACAACUUCAACACGAAGCAGGUGGAGGCAUUCCGAUACCGUAUGAAUGACGCGCUGCGAGCGGUGACCAAGGUGGCAGUGCGUGAGGCCAGGACUAGGGAGUUGCGUCAAGAGCUGCUCAAGAGCGAAAAGCUCAAGAGAUAUUUCGAAGAGAACCCAUCCGAGAUGAACCACCUUCGUCACGACGGCGAGUUGCGAACGGCUCGGCAGCAGGCGCAUCUGAAGCACAUACCCGACUAUCUCUUGCCCAAGGAGGGCAGGAAGGGGUUGACGGAGGAAGACAUUGGGUUUGUGCGGCUGAGGGGCAAGGAGCGCGGGCAGAGAAAAGGAAGGCGGGUGAAGCGUGGCGGGCCGCGGGUUGGCGGGCGGAAGAGUGACCCCCUCAAGACGUUUAAGGCGCGGCGCAAGGCGAAGUGA